GUAUAACGGUCUUCGGUCUCGGAUGCUGCAGCUCAUAUGUAAAUUCCGCAGUAGCCAAAGCUCAAACCCAGUGCGAUCACUCCAGCUGAAACUCCUUUACCACUAGACCAAAGCAACUUGGUUUGCAUGCAUAAAUCGACAUCUAUAAAUAACAUGACACACCUCCUCUUUAGUAUCAUACAUCAUUUAUAACAAACCAUAUAUACUAUACACUCAUGGCUAAGGUCAUUAUCUUCCUCGCCGUCCAAAUCCUCCUCCUCACCAUUGUUUCUUCCACCGGAGACGACGGAGAAAACUUCGCAAGAACCAUAGAUCGGAAACUUCUCGGUCUCCAUAGGAAAGAGAAGCUAACCCAUUUCAAAGUUUACUGGCAUGACAUCUUAAGUGGUCCAAACCCAAGCUCCAUCAUGAUCCAGCCACCGAUUACAAACUCUACUUACUUCGGAGGAAUCAAUAUGAUCGACAACGCCUUGACGGCGAAAGUUACGAGGAACUCCACGUUACUUGGCCAGGCCCAAGGGUUUUACGCAGGAGCGGCCCAAAAGGAGUUGGGUUUUCUAAUGGCCAUGAACUUUGCUUUUAAGAGAGGGAAGUAUAAUGGAAGCACGAUCACGAUUCUUGGUCGGAACACAGCCAUGUCGGAAGUCAGAGAAAUGCCGAUCGUAGGAGGAAGUGGGCUUUUCCGAUUUGCUAGAGGCUAUGUAGAGGCUCGAACAAAGUGGGUUGAUCUGAAGACCCUCGAUGCUACUGUUGAGUAUAGUUGUUAUGUUCUGCACUAUUGAUGUUAAUGAUGUUUUUGUCGUAGUUAUUUAUCCCUUAUAGUCUGUGUGGUGGAUUUAUGGUAGUAGUUCCGACGUUGGUUAAAUUAAUGAUACUGAUAACGGUUCUUGUUU
Molecule: messenger RNA, 893 nt
Organism: Brassica napus (rape)
Lineage: Eukaryota; Viridiplantae; Streptophyta; Magnoliopsida; Brassicales; Brassicaceae
Product: dirigent protein 20-like
Exons: 2
Coding region: 216-782 (188 amino acids)
Source: RefSeq, a predicted model, not a curated record